Condylura cristata (star-nosed mole) is the source of this 1204-nucleotide messenger RNA. It is a transcript of the gene MRM2, whose product is annotated as FtsJ RNA methyltransferase homolog 2 (E. coli). The coding region runs from base 22 to 822 and encodes 266 amino acids. Gene Ontology annotation, biological process: RNA methylation. NCBI's taxonomy places the organism in Eukaryota, Metazoa, Chordata, Mammalia, Eulipotyphla, Talpidae. The transcript is spliced from 3 exons. Gene Ontology annotation, cellular component: mitochondrion. The record is from RefSeq and is a predicted model, not a curated record. Gene Ontology annotation, molecular function: rRNA (uridine-2'-O-ribose)-methyltransferase activity.
UGGAAGUCGCUUCCGGGCGUCAUGUCCCAGACCGGAAGCGGGAUGGGCACUUCCGGCGGCGGGAACUGGCGCGGUCUGGCCAUGGCGAGGUCCUUGAAACUGGUAUGUGCUUCGCUCCUGCGCCAGAAGUUCCAUACCACUAGCAGUCACUACAAGGGUCGGUCUGGCACUGAGCACCUGUGGCUGAGCAGGCAUCUGAAAGACCCAUUUGUGAAAGCUGCGAAGGCGGAGAGUUACCGGUGUCGAAGUGCCUUCAAGCUUCUGGAGGUGAAUGAGAAGCAUCACAUCCUACGACCUGGCCUACGGGUGUUGGAUUGUGGGGCAGCUCCUGGAGCGUGGAGCCAGGUGGCAGUGCAGCAAGUCAAUGCUGCAGGCACAGAUCCCAAGGCUCCUGUUGGCUUUGUGCUUGGGGUAGAUCUUCUUCACAUCUUCCCUUUGGAAGGAGCAACUUUCCUGUGCCCUGCUGAUGUGACUGAUCCAAGAACUUUCCAGAGAAUUGGAGAGCUGCUUCCUGGUGGGAAAGCAGAUGUGAUUCUGAGUGACAUGGCACCCAAUGCCACAGGGAUUCAUGACCUUGAUCACGACAGGCUUAUUAGUCUGUGCAUGUGUCUCCUGGCCCUGGCUACAGACAUCCUUCUCCCUGGGGGGACAUUUCUUUGUAAGACCUGGGUUGGGAGUCAGAGCCAUCGAUUGCAGAAGCGGCUGAAAGAGGACUUCCAGAGAACAAGGACUGUAAAACCUGAGGCCAGCAGGAAAGACUCUUCAGAGGUGUACCUCUUGGCCACACAGUACCGAAGAGUGAAGGGGUCUUUGGAGGACUGAAGGUUACUUCAUUAUUGGUCCCUUUCCAUUACAAAUAUAGCCUGAGAUCUUUCCCAGAAGUGACUGGGAGAACUGAGCGCCUUUUUUUUUUUUAACCAAAAAGAUAUGACAGAAAUAUAUUCAGUGGCUAUGAUCUACUGUAAAAAAGUCUGUGAUGUGAUCUUGUUAUUUUGGCCAAACUAUGGUUAAAAAAAAAAAAAAUUUCAACCUGGGGAUGAAUUUCCAUUUCUCUGGUGAAUUAUCUGUAAAGGCACCCAUUCCUCAAGGAGGAGUUCACAGGGCAAUCAGGGAAGGCGUUGAGAGGAUCUUAUGCAUGGGGUGGGUUUGCUUGGGCUUCUGCUGAUUUGUUGGUGUAAUACUCCAAGUCUAUAAAGCUAAUUGC